UAGUAGUUUUUGUUUUGUUUAUUUAUUACAUAUCGGUGUUGUCGAAUAAACAUAUCUGAAAAGAUGGUGGUCAUGUAACAGCAGCGUCGCAUGAGCAGUGUGUGCAUGUAAAGGUCGACCAGCCAGGAAGUUGAGGUUUGCUGUGGGAAGUAUGCUGGGACUUGUAGCCUUCAUAGGUGGUGACCUCCAUGCUACGUCUGGGAGACUCCUGAGAUGCACCUUGAGGUCUUCAGCAGUCCAACAGACUUCUGGCUCCACACACCACCUCCAGAGGGCGUGGCUCUCCUCACAGGCACCUGUCUGUGGACACCAUACCCCUAAACAUAGGACAGGGCUGUAUGGGCCUUUUACACACCCACAGCAGACACUGGGGAGUUCCCGUGGCCCCCUCUCCCGCUUCACCCAGAGGGCCGCCCUAUCCCAGGGACCCAACACCUCCACAGCCAAUAUCAGGCUGCGAACACGGCUGGUGGUCACCCUGCUGUUCGGCGGGGGUCUGCUUGGCACCUGGUGGUACGUGCGUAAUGAGAAGCAGCAAAAUCACAGAAUGCAGCGUAUAGAGCAGUUGAAAAAGGUGACCCUGGGCCAGGGAGACUACAGCCUCCUUGACCACAGGGGGCACCGCAGGACCAAGAGAGACUUCCUGGGUAGCUGGGUGCUCCUCUACUUUGGCUUCACCCACUGCCCUGACAUCUGCCCCGAUGAGCUGGAUAAGAUAUCUGCUGUGGUCAGCACUCUGGACAAGGACCCGUCUCUCCCUCCGGUCCAACCGCUGUUUGUGACGGUCGACCCGGAACGAGACGAUGUGGCGGCCCUGGAGAGGUACGUGAAGGACUUCCACCCCCGGCUGAUCGGCCUGACGGGUACCCCAGAGGAGGUGAAGGUGGCGGGGAAGGACUACAGGGUGUACGCCAGCCCUGGACCUAAGGAUGAGGACGGGGACUAUAUAGUGGACCACACCAUCCUCAUCUACCUGGUCAACCCAGAUGGACUGUUCCUGGACUAUUACAACAGGAUGAAGGAUGACGUGCAGAUUGCUGAGAGCAUCAGGAACCAUAUGAAGAGCUACGUCAAACUCCCUGAGUGAAUGAUGGUAACCACGCCAACAAGACUGUAUCAAAGACCUAUAGUAUGUUAAAUUUAGGCUGAACCCAAAGUCCAGAUAACAAUAAUCCUCCAUCAGAAAUGAGGCCCUGUGUUGAAUUAUUCCCAGACCAGACUGAACCACAACAAUAUGGACGCUUCAUCGAGGCUAUGCUGAUUCUGUGUGUGCAAUAAAUUGUUUUUGUCUGACACCGAGAA
Molecule: messenger RNA, 1302 nt
Organism: Coregonus clupeaformis (lake whitefish)
Lineage: Eukaryota; Metazoa; Chordata; Actinopteri; Salmoniformes; Salmonidae
Gene: sco2
Product: protein SCO2 homolog, mitochondrial
Exons: 2
Coding region: 152-1087 (311 amino acids)
Biological process (GO): mitochondrial respiratory chain complex IV assembly
Source: RefSeq, a predicted model, not a curated record